Danaus chrysippus (African queen) is the source of this 393-nucleotide messenger RNA. The record is from the annotation of a GenBank genome assembly. Lineage: Eukaryota; Metazoa; Arthropoda; Insecta; Lepidoptera; Nymphalidae.
UUGCAAGAUAGUGAUAUAGAGGAUGAAUCAGACGCUGAAGACCCGAGGAAUAAAGAGGCGGACGUUCGUCAAUGGCUGGAGGAGACCGCCGAUACCGUGCCCCCGAAGGAGCACGAUGCCCACGCGUUCCCGAAGGAACUUAUGGAAACUCCCGAAAAAGAGUGUAUCCAAACGCAGUCGUCGGCAGCGGUCAAGCCAGACCAACAACCCGCCGGAACUAAAGACCUGGCAGAAGCGAUUAUACGGGCUAUACAAUCCGUACCGAAAGGAGGGGCUUCGGUGCCAUCUUAUGUAACGGAGUUACCCUUUUUCGACAGAUCUCGUGAAGACAUCUCAUACGCUUUGAAAAACAGUGAAGAACCCGAACAAAGAAGAACCGCGCUUUCAAGAUAG